CGCGUACAGUGACAGCGCGGUAGAAAAAUAAAAUAGGAUCUUACCUGUCAGCCUGAUGGAAGCUGCAAUCAACCUACAUCACGACAGGUCCUGCUGCCCCCCUGACCGUGGCUGCCCGGUUGGGUGGUCCAGUGGAAUGAUGAGCCAGCACACCAGCUCAGGCAAACGCAUCCGCAAACCCUCCCUGCUAUACGAGGACUUCGAGAGCCCCUCGCUGCCGCACACCAUGCCCCAAGCAUCCCCCGCCCCCCCGCAGCCGCCGGUGAAGGACCCCAUCCAUCCGGGCCGCGUGACCAACCAGCUGCAGUACCUGCAGAAGACCCUGACCAAGUUUCUGUGGAAGCACCACUUUGCCUGGCCCUUCCACGAACCCGUGGACGCCUACAGGCUCAACCUGCCGGAUUAUUAUAAAAUUAUCAAACAACCUAUGGAUAUGGGGACAAUAAAGAAACGUUUGGAAAAUAACUUUUACCAAAGUGCAAGUGAGUGCAUACAGGACUUCAACACAAUGUUUACGAACUGCUACAUCUACAACAAGCCCAUGGACGACAUCGUGUUGAUGGCUCAGUCUUUAGAGAAGAUCUUUCUCCAGAAAGUUGCUCAGAUGCCUCAAGAGGAGGUGGAGCUCCCUCCACCGGCUCCUCGAAACAAAAACAGCCGGGGAAGAUCUCGUAAAUCUCACACCUCGCGGGCCCAGCAGGUGCCGGCGGUGUCCCAGUCGGCCUACUCGCCGUCCUCUUCAGACACGGGGGACUCCAUGCUGGCCAACUCCCCUCAGACAGUCCUGACCAAAAGCCUGCCUCCAGCCACCAUCAUGGGCCUGCCUCCCACACAGCCCACCACCAAGAAGAAAGGUGUGAAACGUAAAGCAGACACCACCACCCCCUCCACCAUGGGCUACUCCAUGGGCCUGUCCGGAGCCACACACAUGUCCCCGCACAUGGUGGGCUUGGGGAAGGGAGGACACGGGGGCCAAGUCCACGACCCCUCCCUGCACACGGUCUCCUUGAUGGGAGGCAUGGGCCUGGAGACCCCGCCAGGGCUGGGCCUGGUCCGGAGCUCCGGAGGUCCCGUCCUCCUCCAGCCCAUGAUGUCCGGUACGGGACGCCGGGUGGGCAGCGGGCGCCCCAUCAAACCCCCCAACAAGGACUUGCCGGACUCAGUCCAGCACCAGCUGUCGAAGAAAGGCAAGCUGAGCCCUCAGCUGAGGUACUGCAGCGGGCUGCUGAAGGACAUGCUGUCCAAGAAACACGCCGGCUACGCCUGGCCCUUCUACACACCUGUGGACGCAGCCUCGCUGGGCCUGCACGACUACCAUGACAUCAUCAAAUGUCCCAUGGACCUCAGCACCAUCAAGAGAAAGAUGGACUGUCGAGAGUACAGAGACGCUCAGCAGUUCUCCAGUGACGUCAGGCUCAUGUUCUCCAACUGCUACAAGUACAACCCACCUGACCACGACGUGGUGGCCAUGGCGCGGAAGCUGCAGGAUGUUUUCGAGUUCCGUUUUGCCAAGAUGCCGGACGAGCCUCAGGUGGAACACACGGCCAUGUCCAUGAGCGGCCAUCCGACGUCCUCCUCCUCCUCUUCCUCCUCGUCCUCCUCCUCCUCGUCCUCCUCCUCCGAGAGCGAGCCCAGCAGCGAGAGCGAGGAGAGCGAGAGCAGCCCCAGCUCCGACAGCGAGGAGGAGCGGGCCCACCGCCUGGCCGAGCUGCAGGACCAAGUCUGCACGCAGCUGCGCGCCGUGCAUGAGCAGCUGGCCGCGCUCUCCCAGGGCCCCAUCACCAAGCCCAAGAAGAAGAAGGAGAAGAAAGAGAAGAAGAAGAGGAAGAAGGUGGAGAAGCGCGGUCGAGGCAUCAGGAGCAGAGCCGGCUCUGAGGAGUGGAGGAUGCCAGGAAAGAUGCUGAAAAGUAAAUCUGCCAAAGCAGGUGGCUCCCAGGCCAAGAGAGGCCAAGUGAAGAAGAGCAACAAGAACAGCAAGACUGUAAAGAAGCCGUUCUAUCCGUCCCUGGCUCCCUCCAUGCUUCCUCACUACGACUCCGAGGAAGAGGAGGAGAUCAUACCCAUGACGUACGACGAGAAGCGCCAGCUCAGCCUCGACAUCAACAAGUUACCGGGCGAGAAGCUCGGCCGUGUGGUCCACAUCAUCCAGUCCAGGGAGCCCUCCCUGAGGGACACCAACCCCGAGGAGAUCGAGAUCGACUUCGAGACGCUGAAGCCGUCCACGCUGAAGGAGCUGGAGAGCUACGUCAUGACGUGUCUGAGGAAGAAGCCACGCAAGCCUUACGGUGAGCCAGCUGCAAAGAAAGGAGGCGUGGGCCUGUCCAAAGAGGAGCUGACGCUGGAGAAGAGGAGGGAGCUGGAGAGGAGGCUGCAGGACGUCAGCGGACAACUCAACUCUGUCAAGAAACCAGCAAAACCGAAAG
Messenger RNA from Austrofundulus limnaeus, 2423 nucleotides. It is a transcript of the gene brd2b, whose product is annotated as bromodomain containing 2b. The record is from RefSeq and is a predicted model, not a curated record. Lineage: Eukaryota; Metazoa; Chordata; Actinopteri; Cyprinodontiformes; Rivulidae. Gene Ontology annotation, cellular component: chromatin; nucleus. Gene Ontology annotation, biological process: chromatin remodeling; regulation of DNA-templated transcription.